Messenger RNA from Acanthoscelides obtectus, 1180 nucleotides. The record is from the annotation of a GenBank genome assembly. NCBI's taxonomy places the organism in Eukaryota, Metazoa, Arthropoda, Insecta, Coleoptera, Chrysomelidae.
AUGGAAACGGCGAAUAAGAAGAAGAAAGAGGCGGUUUUGGAUUUACCCAUUGCUUCAAAAUCGACAUACUUCUGGGUCCCUCAAAUUUUAUUCAAUUCAUUGCGGAACAGUGAGGAAAGGCAAAACACAACACUGGAAAAAAGACAAUACCCAUCUGGACAUGUCGAUAGGUUUGCAGAUCUGAUGGUAAAGGAUACAAAAACAGGACAAUGCUUUAGGUUAGACCAGCUCAAAAAGACAUAUUUGGAAAAGAUUUGCGCUGAUAAAGAAAAACUACAAAGUUAUGUUUAUAUCUAUAUACAACAUCCAACAGCUAUAGCCAAUUACAGGAUGGAUAAACAUGAAAAUAUAAAUAGAUGCAUGUAGUGGAUGUAUGUAGAGAAAGCUAAAAUGCUGCAAAACAGAACUGCGAGGAAAAAAGUGUUGUAGCUUUACCUACCCAGCAUUCAAAAAUCAGAGCGGCAUUAUUAUAUUUUAUAUCGAAGACCAACUUAGAUAAGCAUAACUGACACGCCCAUGGCGCGCAAGCCCUUAUAAUGACAGUGACAAAUAUAAAGGUGGAAGACUCAUAGAGUGAUGGAAGAAUUUUCAAGGCGACGGCGACGGGACGAAACUAAAAAAACUAUUGUGGACACAUCAACCGUAUCUACCCUUUGCCGGUGGCGACGGCGCGUCCUUUACGACGCAAGCGUCGGCCCAACCCCCAACAACAACCGGUAUGGAUUUUAGUCCGAUUCUGCCACCACUGCCGCCCCCGAGUAGAACAGCGUCGUCGGCGCCCCCGAUCAGCGGUGCCUGCCACACAUGGCUGAUGCUGCUGCCUGGCCCCAUCCUGCUGCUUACGAGGUAUUCACGCCAUCCUCACGUUGGUUUAGGUGAGUCACUCACGUCGCACACACCCUCCAACUACCUGCAGCCAUCAAUUUGCGGAUUUUCGGGAUGUAAGGUUUUAAGCGGCGGUUUUAGUGCCAUCGCGGUGCAGAAGAGAUAGGAUAGUUUCUGAUAAAAUUUCGUCGUUGCUAUUAAUAGUUUUGGUGUAUUUCGCCCCUCGAUGGUACCAGGUACUACAACCCCGUUAGCCGUUUCGUGUUGAUCUCCGCGUACGUCACGUUGCGUUAACAAAUAUCGUGUAUUCAAUUUGUACCUAUUUAUUGUGUUGAAUAUAUCCGUUGUAACUGAA